UUUCGCCCACUUUCACAACAGAGGUACUGAGCGCCUUGGCAGGAAAGGGGGGAAUAUUGCCUGACAACGAUUAUUUUUCUCUCAUAGUGGCUGUGGAAACUCAUAUCUGUAGUUGGAUACUCAGUCGGUAGGUCAGUUCGCCCUUCAGCCUUCGCCUACAACUUUGCCUCCUGCUGCAGCUGAAGAAUAAGCGGGUUCAUGACCACCAGGAAGCUGUUAAUUUCUUCAUACCUGGAUUAACUCGCGGGCUUCUUUCCCCCCUCCCCCAUUUUUUUUUCUUUUACACUUUUUUUUUUUAUAAAUUUGCAAGAAAGAGACUUUUUCCUCAGCCAAAAUGUUGUGGAAAUUAGCCGACAACGUAAAAUACGAGGACGACUGUGAGGAAAGGCACGAUAGUAACAGCAAUGGGAACCCACGGCUGCCUCACCUGCCGGCGGUCAGUCAACACCUCUACAGCCCGUCUACUUCCCUCUCACACUCGGCCAGUUCAGACUUCCAGCCCCCUUACUUUCCUCCUCCCUACCAGCCUAUCUCGUACCCGCAGUCUAGUGACCCCUACUCUCACCUCGGGGACCCUUUCAACAUCAACUCCAUACACCAGUCGCCAUCGUCGAACCAACAGCAGCCGUGGCCUGGGCGGCAAGGCCAGGAGGGGCUCGGCGCACACGGGAGGAGCGGACUCGCGAGUCAGAUCCUAGGCUUGGAGGGAGGCUCGUCAGGGGUUAGGAGGGAAGGGUUCCGCCGACCGGAGCUGCUGUCUCCACACGCUCACAGUCUAGAGUCGUCGGUUAUUGGCGAUAAUAUGGGGAUGCAUGACAUGGGACACGGGCUGGAUGAUGUUCAACAAGUAGACGACCACAGUAUAAUUAUGGCAGAUCAGACGGUCAUCAAAAAAGUAUUAGGACUUCGAGGUGGCAGGAACCUUGAUCGCUUACAGAGGACUUAUUAUCAGGGGGGAAUUUUCGCGGGGCCUGUCACUCUGCCUAAAGGAAACGCACUGGGUCUUCCCUUCCAGAAAGAGUCCCUGCUGGGCAUGGUGUCAAAUCCCACAGAGGUGUUUUGCUCCGUACCAGGCCGUCUUUCCUUGCUGAGCUCUACAUCCAAGUACAAGGUUACUGUGGCUGAAGUCCAGAGACGUUUGUCACCCCCAGAAUGCCUCAACGCAUCGCUCCUGGGAGGCGUUCUACGCAGAGCCAAGUCAAAAAAUGGAGGCCGUUCUCUGAGAGAAAAGCUGGACAAAAUUGGGCUUAACCUGCCUGCAGGAAGAAGGAAGGCAGCUAAUGUCACUCUACUUACCUCGCUAGUAGAAGGUGAAGCUGUUCAUUUAGCAAGAGACUUUGGUUAUGUGUGUGAGACCGAAUUCCCUGCAAAGGCAAUUGCUGAAUACCUGGGUAGGCCACAUGUGGAGCGGAAUGAGGCUAACUCGCGCAAGAACAUGCUCCUUGCUGCCAAGCAAAUCUGCAAAGAGUUUACUGAUCUGCUCACUCAGGACCGCUCACCUUUGGGCAACGCUAGGCCUGCUCCCAUUCUGGAACCUGGAAUCCAAGGCUGCCUGACUCACUUCAGUCUCAUCACUCAUGGCUUUGGCUCUCCAGCCAUCUGUGCUGCCAUGACCUCGCUUCAGAACUACCUGAAUGAAGCGCUCAAACAAGUGGACAAGAUGUACCUGAGCUCUGGUAGCGACACCCAGGGAUCCUCAGACAGUGGAAGUAAAUCUACUGACAAAAUGGACAAGCACAGGAAAUGAGAGCUUAAAGGAGAAUCCCUAUGAACCUGAGAUUCCCAGAGUCACUUAAUCUUGCUGCCCCGACUUCCCUUUUGGACCUUUUUAAAAAUCAAUAUUUGGUAUUGUCUUUUUGAGAGCUGCAUUUGUGUGUGAAUGUGUGUGCUCACACUGUAAAUUUAUAGUUUGACAGGUUGGGGAUUUUUAACAGCCUGUCACAGCAGGCUACAAAUCAGUUACUGUUGGCAUGCGUGUUGAAUGCUCUGGAUUUGUCCUAAUGGGAGCCCGCUCUGUGAAAGAGUAAAGCCCUUUUCAGACAUGGCAUGUGUGGCUUCUUCUGUCUGCUAAAGCAACAGGAUUGUCAUUUAGUGAUAGUUCACUUCUAUAUUAAUGUUUGUCUUGCCUUCAUUCACACAAACCAGUAAGAGGAGAGCAGCAUGGCAUAUGUUAUUUUUCACACGUGCAAAAGAUUUGUUUUUGGCAACAAGUCCUGCCAUUAUGAACUGGUAAGGUUUGUGCAUUCAGUUCUCUCUAAAUUUGCCACGGACAGCAGGGUCUGUGUGAUGCAUGCAAGUCGGGGAGAAAAGGAAAAAAGUAUACAUUUAUGUUCAUAUUGCUGUUUAGCACAGUUGCUAUUUGUCAUAAGCUAGUGAAACUACAGCCAUGACUUUUCCAGAGAGGUUACCAGGGUGUACAUUCAUACACCAAAGUAAUGCGAUAAAAUACUGUUAAAUUCCUAGCAAGGAGUACAUGCCUAAAAAGGGGAUUAAUACAUGCCGCAUCAUGCUAGCCACUAUGCAGUUACAUACAGUUGCUAGUGGCCUACUGCUAUAACCACAGGGCCUGCAUUUUGUUGAAGAAGAUGAGGGGGAAACAAAAUGCAUUCUGCGACUAUUUUUUCCACCUCCCUUGUCUUUCUCUCUCUUUUUUUUUUUUUUUUUUUUUUUUUUCCUUCCUCCCUCAUCUUCCCUAGAGGACAUCAUUUCAAGAUGACUUUCUGUGGCUGUGAAUUCCUCUCAGUUUUCUCCUUCCUGCUCAGUCUGGGGGCAAAUCCACUUAUUUCCUGUGUCUCAAUUGACUUGCAAAGGACAGUUAUGUGUGAUGGAAAAUCUUAGUUUUCUUUAUUUUUGUGCUUUAGUUGUACCAUUAAUUCAGAAUGGAUCCAGUGUUAUUGUGUUUUUGUUCAUGGGAGUUGAUUUGAAGCUAGAUGAGAAAAGACAGUUGGUUUUCUCAUCUCAGCCUGUGCUCUUUCAGAAACCAAAAACUUUAAAGUGCCCCCAUUAUGCCAAUUUAGAGGCUCAUUAUUUUAUUUUUGUGGUUGUAUACUGCUACAGCACAUCUCUUCACCCUCUGAAACACUCAGUAUUAGUGGCUGCAUUAGGUUUUAGUUGACUGCUUUUUUUUUUUUUUUUUUGAGGGCAUGCCAAACUAGCUGCUAGGUGUGCAUUAUGGCACCAUGUUACAUAGUGAUGUAAAUGACAAAAAGAAAAGUCUGGACUUCAAAUUAUGCAUUUCAAGCAGUUUAGCAGCACUGGUUUUUGCAGGAGAGAAUAACUCACUUUGAUGUGGACUUUGCAAACCCUUUUUCUCAUGUGCAAAAAUGAUUUAACAGACUACAUGAUAGAUAAAAUCCCAGAAUGCAUAGCAGGGGCACUUUGAAUUUGCUAUGACAGAAGCCUCCUCAGUGUUUGUGGAUUACAGGCGUUGCCAUGGAUCCAUUGUUACUCAGUCUUACAACACAUACAGUACAUAGUCGUGAGAAUUUUUGUUUGUUUGCUUUUACUUAUUAAUUUUUUGUGAACAAGUUAUUAAAACAACAUCCAAAUUGACACUAACCUACCAACAAGCCCACUUCUGCCAGGUUGUGUGUUGGUUGUGAGAAUGCGUGCGUAAAUGUAAAUAUUUCUUUUAAAAAAUGUUUUUAGAAAUUAAAUUCCAAGCAUAGAAUUUUA
Messenger RNA from Maylandia zebra (zebra mbuna), 3675 nucleotides. RefSeq names its product transcription factor AP-2 gamma (activating enhancer binding protein 2 gamma) (gene tfap2c). The record is from RefSeq and is a predicted model, not a curated record. Lineage: Eukaryota; Metazoa; Chordata; Actinopteri; Cichliformes; Cichlidae. Gene Ontology annotation, cellular component: nucleus. Gene Ontology annotation, biological process: anatomical structure development; regulation of cell population proliferation; regulation of transcription by RNA polymerase II. Gene Ontology annotation, molecular function: DNA-binding transcription factor activity, RNA polymerase II-specific; RNA polymerase II transcription regulatory region sequence-specific DNA binding.